UCUAAUGAAAUUAUAACACAACAAUGAAAUCUAAUUUUUUUUAUGUUUUGUUUUAAGAGUUACUUUAUAAAUAUCAAUAAUUUACGAUAUAUAUAUUUGAUAACGGUACCUACGUGCAAUGUGCUUGUAAUAUUUUACAGAUUAUAAUGGCUAAGUCACUAUUCAUAAUCUUUGUGAGCUUCAUUUUUUCAACGAGCAUUUCAUUCGGUGAAGAUGCGUGCAGUAACUACGAAGAUAAGGAUUGCGUUCAUCCAAAUAUACUUAAAAAUGGUCACUUCAUUAACCAAUGGUCAGUUCAUUUGCCUGGAAUGACCAAGAACGAAGCUAGAAAACUGUUAGAAGAUAAUGGCUUUGACUAUUUAGGAAAGAUAAUGGACGGGGUCGACUUGCAUCUUGUGACAAAAAAAGGUACACAAGAAAAACACGCCUUACCCAAUGAAAGAAUAAUAGAAUUACUUAAGAAACACGAUAAAGUGCAUUCGGUCGCACAAAAGCACGUGCUUGAAAACUCGAAGGAUGAGGUGAUAAAUAUAAUCAACGAGGAUAAUGUUCGUUUCGAGUCCUUGGAUCCCAACACAAUCGUCCUGAAUGACGGAUGGAAUAACUUGAAAAGAAUAGCUGAUUUCGAGGCUGCCGAAGCUGCGAUCGCUGCAGCAGCAUCUGAUAAUACUGAACCAGCUGACACUAACAAAAAGAUUAAAGCCGAUGGCGGCGAGUCUAGUUCAGAUAAUGAAUCUCCGCCCGAGGCGUCGGAUCAUGAGGGUUCACUGGAAUUAGAUUUAUCAAAUGAAGAACCAUUGGUAGUGGAUCUGUCAAACGAAGGAUCAGACGAGGAGAUGUCGGAUGAGGAGUUGUCGGGCGAGGAUACCGUGGAUGAGGUGUUGUCGGGUGAAACAGGACUCGAUGAAUAAGAUUCUCCAAGAUCUGCAAUAAUCUUGAGGCAUAAAUGCGUAAUCGCGUAUAGCUAUAAUAAUUUAUUAAGUGUUUAUACUUUUAGCUACUGACCAAAUCUAACGAAAAAAAUAUGUUAUUUAUAAUCUGAUUUCUUCAAAAUUCUAAUUAUACAUAUGAUUUUUAAUAAAUAUAAAUUUAAAAUUAUUUAAUAUAUUAUAUAGUACUAGGUACAUUGUAGUAGAUCAAAAGUAAUAUUACAACUGGUAGAAGCAAUUAUAUUAUUUAAUUUGUAUAUAUUAUUUAGUACAUAAAAAUACGUUCAAUUCGUAAAAAUUAUAAGAAAACUAAAGUGGGACAAUUUUAGAGUGGUCUGUCCUUCUUACACUCCGCCUUCGGCGCACAACAUACAAAAUCUAGCUAAUUUCUCGAAUCCUUUCUUUCGGCUCCCUAGUGGUCUAAACCAUGUCCAUAAACGUUUUGACCGCAUCCAAGUUUGACUACUUCAUUGUCAUCAGUUUGAUUAGCGUGCAGGUUACAUAUUCCUUCGAUCUCCACCUCUAAUGCUUUUCAUUCUCU
Metopolophium dirhodum (rose-grain aphid) is the source of this 1470-nucleotide messenger RNA. RefSeq lists its product as uncharacterized. The transcript has 3 exons. Lineage: Eukaryota; Metazoa; Arthropoda; Insecta; Hemiptera; Aphididae. Bases 147 to 911 code for a protein of 254 amino acids. The record is from RefSeq and is a predicted model, not a curated record.